AUGGAGGAAAGCACAGAGGAUGACAUCGAGUCCCUUAUCGACGCUAUGCCCUUCAUACCCGGACACUUUUCCCUGCCGCUGCACCUGAACGGCGAGCCGACCGGGCCGGGCUCCCUGCGCGGGCGGGACACCCAGCUGAAGCGCGAGAGCCUGCGGGCCGAACUGGAGGCAGAAGCAGGCAGGCAGCAGUACGCCGUGAGGAACAUGCUGGGCCUGCUCGCUUAUCACCUGGACGAGCUGGACCAUGCCGAGGAGAUCUUCAGGGGCGUCUGCCAGGAGGAUUCGGGGAACCUCAACGCCUGGGCCAACCUGGGUCACGUGUAUGAGAAGUUAGGGCAGGAGAAGGAGGAGGGCGAGUGUCUGGAGCGUGUGGCGGGUUUAAUGGACACGGAGACGGGCGAGGGCAGGCUCAGGGGGGCGUGGUGCCUGGUGGAACAGGCGUUCGCCCAGCUUCAUGAUAUAGAGAUAGAAAAAGAUGAAGACCUGCAGGAGAGGCUGACCACCGCGCUUACUCUGUACAGCCGGGCUCUCCAACACGGAGGAGAUCUGAUCCCAAAUGAAGAAAAGGGGAGCUGGUACUUCAAAAUGGCAACAAUACACAUAAGAUUAUACGGUAUGGUGAGCGAUUCGAAAGAUCUGGAGUACGCCGGGGUCACCCACUUUAACAAAGGCCUUUCACUGCUGACAGAGACUCUGAAAUCAGACUCGACACGCCUUAAAGCGCUGGCCUGGUGUUACACUGGACUCAUGCUGGAGAGGGUCGAGGACUUCCCCACCGUUCCCAUGUCGGUCCACGACUGCGGCCUGUCCGGAUCGGAGCCUCUGACCUGCUACGGGACGGGUAUCAAGCUGGCCACAGAUGACGCGUUCACUCUGAACCAGCUGGCCAACGUGUUCUUUCGCUCGGGCAAGUAUGAGAUGGCGACGGGCAUCUGUAACAUGUCUCUGAACGUCCUGCCUGAUGAAGAACUCAACUGGCAGGCCUACAGCACCCGGGCAAAGCUUAAGGUCACCGGCUAUGUGAACGCUUUGGCGCAGGCUAAGCAGGGACUGCGUGGGAUCCCUGACCGACAGGACCUGAAGGAAGCCCGCGCCGAUCUCGAAAAAGUGCUGAGUGUUCAGCCCUGCCUCAGGACUCAUCUGGAGAUGGGACAGGUCUUUUACUAUAUGGGAGUGGACGCCGUGCAGGAAAGUCUAAUGGUGGACGAGAAGGCGGUAAACCAGGCUCUGGUCAGCCUGGCACAGGCCCUGCAGUGCCCGCUGGGCUCCAGUUUCCCCGAAGUCCAGAUACUGCGUGGACGAUGCCUGCUGCUCAAAGGAGAGGACCAGAACGCCAUCGACUGCUUCAGACAGGCGCUGGAACUGGAGCGACCGGGCAGCCACGAGCGUGGGGCGCUGCACUUCCUGCUGGACGCUCUGCUCACCAGUUACGCCCAGAGCACCGGGGACGUCGGCGACCUCCUAUCCCAGUUCGAGGAGUGCGUAAAGCUGGCCGAGAAGAGCCACGGCACCGAGACGAUUAAAGCCGAGCUGAGGCUGCUGUGCCGGGCGAGGACAGAUGAGGUGGCAGAGCUGUCGAGGGACCUGGUGAGGAAGGGGAAGCUGGGGAUGGUGAGGAGGCUCCUGCAGAGCGUUCAGCCUAAAGGGAAACUACCCGUGUUCAGAUCUCUGUCGGUGUGAACGUGACGACAACCGGAACCCUCCAAGAGUGACUUUUAAUAAUUAAACGUGUGGUUGGUAAAUGGACGAUCGGCUCGCCCUGGGGGUCCAGACCUUCCUUGCUGGGCCAUGAUGGGCCACAGACUCGUGCACUAAAAUAAACAAAUAAUAAACCUAAUCGAUUACGUACAUAAACGAUACGUCCUUUUAUUUGAAUGAGAUUAUUACACUCCGUCUUAAAGCAACCGUUUCCUGAAUUUCCAAAUGAAACACACCCACUUCCCCUCUGAAAUCAGCCAGCCACCAUGAAGUUUAGGAACAUCACUGCAGGCGUAACGUCGUUACCGUUUUAGUUUAAGAGAAAAGGAGAUGUGAAGUGUUUUGGACUGAUUAUG
Molecule: messenger RNA, 2054 nt
Organism: Trichomycterus rosablanca
Lineage: Eukaryota; Metazoa; Chordata; Actinopteri; Siluriformes; Trichomycteridae
Gene: ttc22
Product: tetratricopeptide repeat domain 22
Exons: 7
Coding region: 1-1680 (559 amino acids)
Molecular function (GO): protein binding
Source: RefSeq, a predicted model, not a curated record